Messenger RNA from Cornus florida, 4350 nucleotides. Its product is annotated as putative pentatricopeptide repeat-containing protein At5g08310, mitochondrial. The transcript is spliced from 3 exons. The record is from RefSeq and is a predicted model, not a curated record. Bases 536 to 3091 code for a protein of 851 amino acids. NCBI's taxonomy places the organism in Eukaryota, Viridiplantae, Streptophyta, Magnoliopsida, Cornales, Cornaceae. Gene Ontology annotation, molecular function: protein binding.
UCAUAACGUGUUAUGAUGGUGUACAGUUAUCUCACUAUUUAAAAAAUAAUUUAAAUUUUUAUUUUUAUUUUUUAUUUUUAUGUUGUGGUGGUAGUUAUGGUGGUAUAAGUUUUAUUAUAUAUAAACCAUAUCUAUAUGUAUAAAAGAGAUGAAGAGGAGGUUGGUUUGAUCCAUUAAAUUUAAUUAUGAUGUUAAAUUUGUAAUUUUAUAAUUUAAAUAGAGUUGUUAAUAAGUCAAAAAGUUAAAAGGUAAUUUUACAUAAUUUUAGAGGUUUGAAAGUGAUGUCAAUGAACAUUUUUGAAACUUAAAAGAAGUGUCAAUGUAAAAUAAAUUAUUGACUAUCCUUUAAGUGGUCUUCAACAAAAUCUUAAAGGGCGUGUCGGUUCAAUUUAUCCCGAAAAAAAAAAAAAACAAAAAAAAAAACACAUGACGCGAGUAAGUGACGCACAUUAUUCCAAGAAAAAUACAAUCAAGAGGUUGAUUUUCAACUUCCUUCCAAUUAUAGUACAGGGAGAGCUGAGAAUCCUGUUGUAACAUGGCAUUACCUAGAAUCAGCAAAACGCAUUUUCUAUUGAAAUCAAUGAAACCCUGUCAUCAGAUUCAGCUCUGCUCUUGCUUCCACACACCCAACUCACCAUUUCGUCGACUCAUUUGCGGUACCCAAACGCAUCACUACCGAUCUUCUUCUUCUUCUUCUUCUUCUUCUUAUUCAGAUGAUUCUAAGAUCGCUGAUGGUCUCAUUUCCAUCUUCACCGAGACAAGACCCUUUAGCGCAGAUACCCAAGAACUGAGGGACUAUGGAAUAAAACUCACUACCAAAAUUGUUGAAUCUGUGUUGGCAGGUAUAAAGAGUUGGGAAAUAGCUCACAUGUUCUUUAAUUGGGCUUCAAAUCAAUGUGGGUAUAAGCAUAAUUGUUAUACUUACAAUGUCAUGGCUUCCAUCCUAUCACAUGCUCGUCAAAAUGCCCUACUGAAGGUUUUAGCCUCAGAUAUAGUGAAUUCUCAUUGUUUCUUCACCCCCGGGGCAUUGGGAUUCUUUAUUAGGUGUUUGGGUCGUCAAGGCUUGAUUCAAGAAGCCAAUGUGCUCUUUGAUCAAGUCAAAAGGACGGGUCUUUGCAUUCCAAAUAAUUAUACCUAUAACUGUCUGUUGGAGGCUAUCUCUAAGUCUGGGUAUGUUGAUUUAAUUGAGAUGAGGUUGAAAGAGAUGCGUAGUAAUUCAGGGUGGGUACUCGAUAAGUACACAUUGACACCGCUCUUGCAGUGUUACUGCAAUGCCGGCAAGUCUGAUAAAGCUUUGCAAGUAUUCAAUCAGUUGCGCGAGAAGGGUUUGCUCGAUUCUCAUGUUUUGUCUAUCUUGGUGCUCUCUUUCACCAAGUGGGGUAAGGUGGAUAAGGCUUUUGAGUUGAUUCGGAAGAUGGAAGAUCUCAAUAUUUACUUGAACCAAAAGACAUUUUGUGUUUUAAUACAUGGGUUUGUAAGGGAGUCCAGGGUCGAUAAGGCCCUCCAGUUGUUUGAUAAAAUGCGCAAGUGUGGUUUCACUCCAGACAUUUCACUUUUUGACGUGCUGAUUGGAGGGUUCUGCAAGAACAAAGAGCUUCAAAAAGCUUUAUUUUUGUACACAGAGAUGGUAUACCAGGGAAUCCAUCCUGAUAUUGAAAUGCUUACAAAGCUUGUAUCAUCAUUAAUCAAGUAUCGGCCCAAGGGUCUGGACCCGAAAACUAUGACUUUGCUGUAUAAUUCUGUUUUGAAUGGUCUUAUUAAUAAUGGGUUCAUUGAUAAAGCAUGUCAUCUGCUACAGGCAAUGAGUGGGGAUAGAUUUAUUGCUGAUUCUGAUGUGGACAAGCUCUUCAUGGUUAAGGAAUUUGCUAGUCCAGAUACCAAUUCUUUCAGAAUAGUCAUUGAUGCAUUGUGCAGGACUGGUAAGUUGGAUGUAGCCCUAGGACUCUUCCGAGAUAUGGAUCAAAUUGGUUGUAGAAAAAGUCUGUUACUUUAUAAUAAUUUAAUUGAUGGUUUGAGCAAUUCAAAUAGAGUAGAGGAAUGCUAUGAACUUCUAAAAGAGAUGAAGGAGUUGGGAUUUAGGCCAACACCUUUUACCCAUAACUCCAUAUUUUGGUGCACUUGUAGAAGAGAGGAUGUUAUAGGAGCCCUUGAUGUGGUAAGGGAGAUGCGUGCUCAUGGGCAUGAACCAUGGAUAAAGCAUUCUACAUUGCUUGUUAAGAAGCUAUGCAAACAUGGGAGGGCAGUUGAAGCUUUUGACUUUCUUGCUGGUAUGGUUCAAGAAGGUUUCCUCCCUGACAUAAUUGCUUAUACUGCAGCUCUUGAUGGGUUUUUCAAGAUCCACAAAGUGGAUCGAGCUUUAGAGCUAUUCCGAGACAUUUGUGCUCGUGGGUAUUGUCCUGAUGUAGUUGCUUAUAACACUCUAAUAAAUGGACUUUGUAAGGUCAAAAGAAUAUCUGAAGCCCAGGACUUUUUGACUGAUAUGCUGGAGAAGGGGCUUGUUCCCUCAGUUGUUACCUACAAUAUACUCAUUGAUGGAUGGUGCAAAACUGGUGAUAUUGACAAUGCCAUUCUUUGUCUUUCAAGGAUGGUUAAGGAAGAACGGAAGCCUAAUGUCAUCACUUAUGCAACUUUAAUAGAUGGUUUAUGCAAUGCUGGAAGGCCAAAUGAUGCUCUCAAGCAUUGGAAUGAAAUGGAGAGAAAGUGUUGUUCUCCAAACAGAAUUGCCUUUAUGGCUCUAAUUUGUGGCCUUUGCAAGUGUGGGAAGCCAGGUACAGCUCUAGUAUACUUGCAGAAGAUGGAAGGCAAGGAGAUGACACCCGACACUAUUGUCUAUGUUGCAUUGAUAAAUGCCUUCCUGUCUAACUUAAAUGCACCCUUGGCUUUUGAGUUAUUGAGAAAGAUGGUUCACAAUGGAACUUUUCCGGACUCGGUUGAUAAGAACCAUUUAAUUCUAAAAGAUGCAAUACUUAAACUAUCUGAAGAUGCCAGGACUAAAACGAAUGUUAAGAAUCUUAUUGCAGAGAGCAGUAUUUUGAAAAAUCUUUGUAUUUCAGAUGUUGGAAGUGAAGAUGGACUUGAGCCCAUAGCCUAAUCAAGGGGUCCUUUCUGUCAGCUAGUCACGUCAGAGGCUGGGGUAAUUUCAGAAUGUCUUCAUCUUCUAUGUGAAGCCAUUCGAAUCAAGUCCUCCAUUCAGUCCAAUACUCCAUCUGCCUUCUGCCAGGGGGUUCAAGGGGGAUGUAAUUUCCUACUUUGUUAUUCUCAAUUGAAAAUCAAGGGGUGGAUUCAUUCUCUUAUUCUGGAAAACUUCUUGUGAUUUUUUAAAGGGGGCAUAGAAAUACGGAAUGUCAGUUUAACCAUCUAUCAAGGCCAUAUAUUCAAGUUCUUUGCAACUCUUUUUUUUCUGUCUGCUUCAAUUAUGACUGUGGCUCAUGUGGGAGGAAGUGGAAAAUCAACUGCUAUUUCCUUGCUACAGAGGUAUUAUGAACUAUACAGUGUUCAGAUCAUACUAGAUGGAUUUGAAAUUCAGAAGUUUAAAAUCAGGUGGUUGAGGCAGCUAAUGGCAGUAGUGGCUCAGGGAACCAGUGUUGUCAGUGAUGCAUUCGAUGUCAACAUUACCGAUGGAUUGGAGAAUGCUCAUCAGUUUGCAAGUAGAUUACCACAGGUUUGCUUCUUCCCAUGGUCUAUGGCAGUGUAGCGAACACAGAUAUAAUAGGAACUGAGGCAGAAGGGGAAGAUGAAGAUGGCGAAAAGAAACCCAAGGCAAAGAAAGUGAAGGAAACAACUUACGAGUGGGAGCUUUAGAAUGAUGUGAAACCUAUAUGGCUAAGGAUCACACAGAAUACCACUCUCUUGCCAUGGACUUCAGUUACAAGAACGCUCUUUUGCAUGGAGUCAGUUUACUACUAGGGCUCCUCGUGAUUUGUAUGAGAGUUACUAUAACAUGAAAAAUCCAACCUGAAGUUAUAUGAUAGACGGUCAUUACAAGAAAAAUACCAUUCCUAUUCCUCCCAAAUUGGCACACAUUGAUCCAUCAACCAAAAUGCACUCGAAACCAUGGGCGUAGCCCUUUGUGGGCUAACCUGGGCUGCAACCCAGGUCAAAAAAAAUUUUUUUUUUUACUACUACUACUUCCUACCAGCUGUAGCCCAACCUAAGUUGCCCAAUCCAUGGUAAAUGGCCCAGCCGGGCCAGCCCACUAGCCCAGCAAACCAAAACUAAUCCUAGAAGAAGACCUAAGUACCUAACUAUUCAAGGCAAAUACAGAUUCUGGAAACAUAUACACGCUCAGCCGAGACUCUUUAUUGGGUAUUUGGGUGGAAUGAAACACCAGUAUAGAGGAUGAUGUUGAAG